Messenger RNA from Urocitellus parryii (Arctic ground squirrel), 1932 nucleotides. Lineage: Eukaryota; Metazoa; Chordata; Mammalia; Rodentia; Sciuridae. The record is from RefSeq and is a predicted model, not a curated record.
UAGGGGCGCCCCGCCCCUCCCUCUAUCCUCCUGCCCGCGCCGCAGCCUUCGAGCACACGGUCCCGCCGCGGCAGCUUCUCGGAGCUUUCGGGGCAGCUCGGCGCCAGGCGAGUGGGUUAGCUGGUCUGGAGCGUGAGCGGCGGAGGAGCCGGCAGCAGCGGCGCGGAGGGCCGAGAGCAACGCGGCUUUCCCAAACUUGGUGGUGCGCUCGCGUCACUGCACCCGCCGCCCGAGCGAUGAAGAUGGUCGCGCCCUGGACGCGGUUCUAUUCCAACAGCUGCUGCCUGUGCUGCCAUGUCCGCACAGGCACCAUCCUUCUCGGCGUCUGGUACCUGAUCAUCAAUGCGGUGGUACUGUUGAUUUUACUCAGCGCCCUGGCUGAUCCAGAUCAGUACCAUUUUUCAAGUUCUGAACUAGGAGGGGACUUUGAGUUCAUGGAUGACGCCAACAUGUGCAUCGCUAUCGCAGUUUCUCUCCUCAUGAUCCUGAUAUGUGCAAUGGCGACUUAUGGAGCAUACAAGCAACAUGCUGCCUGGAUCAUCCCAUUCUUCUGUUACCAGAUCUUUGAUUUUGCCCUGAACACCUUGGUUGCAGUCACUGUGCUUGUUUAUCCAAACUCCAUUCAGGAAUACAUACGCCAGCUGCCUCCUAAUUUUCCUUACAGAGAUGAUAUCAUGUCGGUGAAUCCUACCUGUUUGGUCCUUAUUAUUCUUCUGUUUAUCAGCAUUAUCCUGACAUUCAAGGGUUACUUGAUUAGCUGUGUUUGGAACUGCUACCGAUACAUCAAUGGCAGGAACUCUUCUGAUGUCCUGGUUUACGUUACCAGCAAUGACACUACGGUGCUGUUACCCCCGUAUGAUGAUGCCACUGUGAAUGGGGCUGCCAAGGAGCCACCGCCACCCUACGUGUCUGCCUGAGUCUGAGAGUGGAUGGAGUUGAGAGCAAGCAGCUCAACUUUUCAGACACCUGAGCAAUAGUUCUGUAAUUUCAAUUCUGAGAUGAGCUCUCUGAGGCUUGUUUGUUUUUGAAUUGUCACAUUUUACAAUUUAGAUGUUAAGUUGAAUCCCUCUGUAGUUUUGAACACAUGCUUUAGCUAGAGCACUUUGGUAGUGUAGCUAUAGGAUUCUUUCAGUAGGGGUGAGGCAGUAACAGAUCCAUUCAUCUUUCUCCAAAAUACAGAGAGACCUUGAGUCCCCAAAGUCUGGUUUUGUACCUGCUUGACCCUAAAGCUAGGCAAUUAGUCACACUUUUUCUAUUUCUCCUCUCUUUUGAAAAUAUAAGAUCAAAAUUAAACGACACCUUUCUUAAACCGUUUGGUGUAUAGAACAAACUUAUGAAAGUGAGGAAUGUUAAUUGUGUGAUCAUUGUUCUUAUUAGAUAAACAGGAGUCCUCAUGUAUAUGUUACAGUAGUUUUCCUACUAUCCUUUAUGACUUAAAUUCAGUAACAAUUGGAAUUUACUUGUCAAGGAUUUCAGCCACCCUCCAUCUCCUCCCUUCCCGGGAUGGGGGUGGGGGCUAAAUGGAGACCAUUAGGCAAUACCAGGCUGUGGGAAACUACUUCUCUGCGUUAGAGGAGGGACUGAUUGGUUUGGCAUCGCAUGGGACCUGGUAUUCUCUUCUCCUAGUUUCCAUCCUUCCCAGGGCCCCGUUUUACUAUGUGUCCUACCUGGCCUUGAUCCAAGGAGAAUCAUAUCAAGUAAAAUCACUGAUAUGUGUUUGCCUAAAAAGGUUUUCUUCUUUCCCUCUGAGGUCCAUCCUACUACUGUGAAUUUCUGAGUCUGCCUAGUCGUCCUUUAAAAAUGUUAAGCAGUCUCUACUACCUGAAUGGCAAAGGACUUUUAUAUGUUCAUAUGUUCAAAAACUCUCCUGCUUGUUUAUUGUUGAUUGUGCUGUAAAUGAAGGCUUUUGCAAUUAAAGUGAGAUUCGCCCAC